This is a messenger RNA of Salvia miltiorrhiza (redroot sage), 2138 nucleotides long. Its product is annotated as protein trichome birefringence-like 14. Gene Ontology annotation, biological process: xylan biosynthetic process; xyloglucan metabolic process; plant-type secondary cell wall biogenesis. Bases 260 to 1639 code for a protein of 459 amino acids. Gene Ontology annotation, molecular function: acetyltransferase activity. Lineage: Eukaryota; Viridiplantae; Streptophyta; Magnoliopsida; Lamiales; Lamiaceae. The record is from RefSeq and is a predicted model, not a curated record. The transcript has 5 exons. Gene Ontology annotation, cellular component: Golgi apparatus.
CCCACCCAAAAUUCUCACACCGACCAAUGUGUGUGUAUGCAUCUGCAACAUAUAAAUCUGACAGGAUCUACCAAUUUUUCCGGGACCCAAAAUUUAAAAAUAAUAAAUUAAUAAAUCGCGGAUUUGGACGGAUCUUCCAGCAUUCAGCAAAGCAGGUUGCGCAUUUAUAGGAGUAUAAUCAUAAUUCACAUCCUCAAGUUCCCCACAGCUAGACAGCUCCCUCUGAGGCUUUGCUAGGAGUAUCUGGUCCUGAGAAGAAAUGAAGGGUGGACAAUCUAGUAGAUUUUUGGGACGACACUCUUCUCUUACUCUGGCUGCUCUUUUUUUGACCACUAUCUUCUUCUGGUCUUGGGAGAAUAAUCCACUCCUUACCAGUCUCUUAUCAGCACAAGACCAAUUCUUGAUGCAUGCCUCAGAUUUUACAGCGGAUCACUUUGCUGAUACAUCAGUGUUGUCAAAUCCCUUGGAGCUAGAGAAAGAUUCAGUGUCUCAACUUGCCGAAGGUACAGAAGAUGACAAUACACUAAAACCUUUGGGAAGUGAUAUGGACCAGAUGAACACGCCAUCCUAUGAGAGAAAGGAUCAAGUUUCAGUCUUUCCUUCAAAGAAGCAAGCUUGUAAUUAUGGUAAAGGAAGAUGGGUCGCAGACAACCGAAGACCAUUGUAUUCAGGGUUAGGGUGCAAGCAGUGGCUAUCUGAUAUGUGGGCUUGUAGACUGACUCAACGCACAGAUUUUUCUUAUGAAGGUUAUCGUUGGCAACCAGACGAUUGUGAGAUGCCUGAGUUUCAGGGUACUGAAUUUUUAAGAAGAAUGCAGGAUAAGACUAUUGCAUUUAUAGGAGAUUCAUUGGGCAGACAGCAAUUCCAAUCUCUUAUGUGCAUGGCGUCUGGUGGUGAGGAGAAACCAGAAGUUGAAAGUGUGGAAUGGAAAUUCGGCCUUACCAAACCGAGAGGAGCCAUCCGUCCUGAUGGAUGGGCAUAUCGGUUUCCCUCUACCAAUACCACUAUACUAUAUUACUGGUCAGCAAGUCUUUGUGGCAUAGAACCGAUAAACAUAACUGACCCAACCACUGAAUAUGCCAUGCAUUUAGACCGGCCACCAGCUUUUCUGGAACGAUAUCUCCCUCAGCUUGAUGUUGUGAUUCUCAACACGGGUCAUCACUGGAACAGAGGGAAGCUCAGGGCAAACCGAUGGGUGAUGUAUGCUGAAGGAAAGCCGGUCAUUAACAGAAAGCUAGCUGAGAUGGGAAAUGCUAAAAGUUACACACUAUAUAGCAUUGCCAGAUGGUUCGACUCACAAAUUCCUCUAUAUCCACACCUCAAGGUUUUCCUCCGGACAAUAUCACCGAGACAUUUUGCCAAUGGAGAGUGGAACACAGGGGGCAGUUGUGAUAAUCUCUCCCCCUUAUCAAAGGGGAGUGAAGUUUUUCAAAAUCAAUCAAGCGACCCCGUUGUGGAAGGUGCGGUCAGGGGUACCAUGGUCAAGAUUUUGGAUAUAACUGCUCUUUCUGAACUGAGGGACGAGGCUCACAUAUCGCACUACAGUAGGAAAGCAUCGGAAGGUAUAAAUGAUUGCUUGCAUUGGUGCCUUCCCGGCAUUCCCGAUACAUGGAAUGAGCUGCUCUACGCCCAACUGUAGUAUAUGUCUGGUCUUGUGAGACGAAAGGCGGCCAACGGAGAAUAUAAAUGCUAAUGAGCUGCUCUACGCCCAACUGUAGUAUAUGUCUGGUCUUGUGAGACGAAAGGCGGCCAACGGAGAAUAUAAAUGCUACCGGAGUUACUGCUAUCACACCGUCUGAAAAAGUAACUUCUGAAGUCCAUUGUACUAAUAUUUUGUCAAGGAAGGAGCUGACUUGCAUGAUAGUAGACUACAUUAUUUUUUUGAGCUGUAGUAGACUACUUUGUUUCUUUUCCUUUCUUUUUCUUUUUGGUGAAAUUGAUUUAUUAUAGAUAAAUAGUGUAGUUCCUAGAAUAGGGAAUAUAGUUAAUUAUUUUUGACCCUGCUGAAUUGCCAUUUACGCUUGCAGUAACUUAUGUGGGAAACAUUUGAGAAAAGAACUCUGUAAUUCAAACUGUAUGUAACUUUUAUGGCGUUGUGAGCUUACUAGUUGAUUUGAAUGGAUUUUACCUAUUCAUUA